CUCAUUCCCCUCAAGUUGGGCCGAAGCGGUGCAGUGCCCUGAGCCUGGGCCCUCUCCGCCAUGCCCCCCAAGAAACAGGCUCCGGCUGGGGGCAACAAGAAGGCGGAGCAGAAAAAGAAGGAGAAAAUCAUUGAGAUCUUUUUUGAUGUUUCUCAUUUAGGACAAAACUUUUGGUUUGAAGAAUAAGAAAGGGGCAAAGCAACAGAAGUUCAUCAAGGCUGUGACUCAUCAAGUUAAAUUUGGUCAACAAAAUCCACGACAGAGGCCAUCUUUUGUAUUAAAAAAAAAAAUGAGGACCAGGGACUUCAACAAAACUAACCAACAUAUUAAAGAAAUCUAACUCUACAUGCAGUGUUCCAUGUGCUAUUCCUCUGCAAGAAAGAAGGCUGCACAAAAUGAAGGUGAUAAGAAAUUAAAGAAAGAUGACAAGAAGAAAGAGCUUCAGGAGUUAAAUGAACUAUUCAAACCUGUAGUUGCUGCUCAGAAAAUAAGUAAAGGUGCAGAUCCCAAAUCUGUAGUAUGUGCAUUCUUUAAGCAAGGGCAGUGUACUAAAGGAGAUAAAUGUAAGUUCUCCCAUGAUUUGUCUCUGGAAAGAAAAUGUGAAAAACGAAGUGUUUAUAUAGAUGCACGAGAUGAAGAACUUGAAAAGGAUACCAUGGAUAAUUGGGAUGAGAAAAAGCUGGAAGAAGUAGUGAACAAGAAGCAUGGUGAGGCGGAAAAGAAAAAACCAAAAACUCAAAUAGUGUGCAAGCACUUUCUUGAUGCUAUUGAAAACAACAAAUAUGGCUGGUUUUGGGUUUGCCCUGGAGGUGGUGAUAAUUGUAUGUACCGUCAUGCUCUUCCUCCUGGUUUUGUAUUAAAAAAAGAUAAGAAGAAAGAAGAAAAAGAAGAUGAAAUUUCAUUAGAAGAUCUAAUUGAAAGAGAGCGUUCUGCUUUAGGACCAAAUGUUACCAAAAUCACUUUAGAGUCUUUUCUUGCAUGGAAGAAAAGGAAAAGACAAGAAAAGAUUGACAAACUUGAGCAAGAUAUGGAAAGAAGAAAAGCAGACUUUAAGGCAGGAAAAGCACUAGUGAUCAGUGGCCGCGAAGUUUUUGAAUUUCGUCCUGAACUGGUUGAUGAUGAUGAUGAAGAAGCAGAUGAUACUCGAUAUACUCAAGGAACUGGUGGUGAUGAGGUUGAAGACCUAAUAAGAAUAAAUGAUAUAGAUUUGAGCCAGUAUGUCCCAAAGGAUGUGGAUGAGACUGGUAUUACUGUGGCUAGUCUUGAAAGAUUCAGUACAUAUACUUCCAUAGAGAAGGAUGAUAAUAAAUUGAGUGAAGCUUCAGGAGGUGGGGCAGAAAAUGGAGAACAAAGUGAUUUGGAAGAAAAUAAUGAAGAACAGGAAAAUGGAGUGAUUGGUGCUGUUCCUGUUGAUGAAAACCUUUUUACUGGAGAGGAUUUGGAUGAACUUGAAGAAGAAUUAAACACACUUGAUUUAGAGGAAUGACAGCAAGCAAGUCAGAUGAAAAAAUUGUCAGCUCAGCAUAAAUUGAAAUUGACUACAUUAAUUUUUUUCUCCUGUCUAGAAUUCUUAAACAAGAUGUUUAUGGUUUCUCACACUGAUUUCAGGAGGGUACCCCCUCCUUCAGUCCCUCCCCCUCCCCCAAAAAAAGGAAUAUUCUCCCUUAUCACCUCUAUUCUGACCUUGACUACACCUCUAUAGUAAGUUCAGAGUAGGUCAUAAGUAAUCUGAAAUAUAAUGGUCAUUACAGAAAAGAUUUUGUAAAUAAUUGAAGUAGGAAGUAUAAAUGCUUUUUUUCCAACUUGUGAGUUUUAUUGGGCAUGUGUUAUUACCAAGUACAACAUACAUAUUGAAAAUAUCCCUCAUUUAAGCUGCAUCUUUUUAAUGAGUGGUUUGAUUUACUUUGUAUUUAUAUAUUUAAAAAAAAAAGACUGCCUAAAAUAAGAGCACUGUACUUCAUAAAUAGACAACUUAUGCAGAUUCAGUGUUGCAUUUCUUUGGAUAAUUAAUCAGAUGGACAUUAAAGAUGCAAGUUCUUUAAACUGACAGCAUCAUCUGGAAUGCCCUCUGUAAGCCGUUUUAAAUUUUCCCUCUGCCUUUUUGCCAACAAAGUUGUAAAUAAAGACCAUCAAACGUUAAAAUCACAACACGGGCUUUUUAUUUUUUAUGAUAUUAUAAUUUUUAUAUAAAGUAUGUUGGCCAUACUAUAUAGAUAUGUAUCAAAAUUUUUGUCUCAGUUCAAGUUUGAAAACUAAAUUUCUUCUAAAUAGCUUGAUUACGUAACUAGUAGCUCACCUCAAAACAGAUCCUCAGGACUAUUCUGUUCAUCUGGAAUGCAGGUUUAAACAUAAUCAAUUCUCUAAGUAAUACAUUAGUAUUAAUAAUAACUCCAAGAUACCAUUUACUACCUAAUCCAAGGUGAAAGUGAUACUGCAUACAAGUUAUAUCUUAAACUAAUACCUUUAAACAUCAGUUCCCAUACUACCAGCUUAUGUCUCAGUUAAAUCUUAUCCACAUUCAGAAUAAGAUUAUUUUCUAAGUAAUUGUUGAAGUUCACAGUAAUUGAUAUUGGCAGUCUAUUCUCAACCUUUGGCUUCAAAAAUUAUGUCAGUAAUGAAUCUAGAGUUUUCCUGUAAAGGAGGCUUUGACCUCCGAUACUACAAAAGUACAUGUAACUAUGCCUGGCAGAUAACUAAACCAUAAAACUUAUAAUUAGAUACCUAAUUAGCAAAUAAAAUAGUAAGUUAAUUUUAUCAAUAAUGUCAUAAGAGAGUUUUGGAAUAGGGGGAGAGAAUAACUGACAUUUUUUUGAAGGUGGUGGUGGUAGUGGUGGUAAGGAUACCAUUCCUUGCAAAUAUCCUUUGUUUACCUGGUAGGCACUCUAGAACCUCAGACAUCCUUGAGGAUCUCUGGAAGAUUUUAAUCUCAAAGAACUAAAGCCAGACUCUUGGAAAAUAGGGAAAUGUAAAACCAUCAUCAGUGUUACUCAGUGACUGGUUUUAAUUAUCCAUAAACAUUAUGGUGAUAAAGACAAUCUUAGUACAAAAUGUUUAUUAAAAUAAUUACCCAGUUCUACUUUGUUUCAUAUAUAAAUUAUAAAUGUUUAGAAUUAAUACUUCAAAUGCACUGUAUCAUAAAUUAUCAUUGUUAAUGAUUCAGAGUGGGUAUAGUUGAAAGAAAUGUAAUAAAAAGAGUACUGUGGUAUAGUGGAAAGGGGGAACUGGCCUUGGAGUCAGGAUAAAGGUUUAAAUUCCUACCUCUGACAAAUAACCUGUGUGACCUGAACAAGUCACUUAUUUCCCUGGGGCUCAUUGAUUGCAUGACCUCUGAAGAUCCUUCCAUCUCUAAAUCUAUGAUCCUAUGAAUUAAAGCCACCUAGGUUUUAGUCUCUGCUCAGCCACUAAGUAGACGUUGCAACCUGAAACAAAUCAUUCCAUUUCUCCGAGUUCAUUUUCUAUUACAUGUAGAGUAUGCACUAGAUUAAUUUCUAAGAUUCUUUGCAUCGCUUAAAGUCAGAUUCCUAGUUGGUAAAGACGUCAGUCACCUAAAAGUUGGUAUGAUCUAAAAAGGACUAUAAUUUGCCAAACCUUUUUAACAGCAUGGACUGUGCUUUUAAGGACCGAAUUAAUUUCUUUUCACCUGUAGUGAAAAAAUGUAUUUAACUUAAAUUCCUUGUGUGAAGAAGUUUAUAAACUAUAUAUGCAGGAGUUAUGCCUUAACUUUUCCUUAUCCAGGACCAUGGUAGCUUUUUGAAAAUGUUCAUUUAUCAAUACAUUAUUAAAUAACAUAGAGAAUUUUUAAAAAUUAUUUAAGAGCCUGAUCUUUGCGAGGUGUGGAGAGGCAAGUGAUUUUUCCCCCUCCUUUGUCCUCAUUUUGUAAACUGACUGAAGAUCUUUCAUGUAUUAAAUCAAGAAGUAAAAGAUUUCAUUGACUUUGGUCUUUGAUUUUUGCUGCAUUAAUAUAAGCCUAUAUAAAUACCAAAAAUAGGGUGACAGAUUUUGAUAAUUUGACCUAAGUUUAUAUCUCUAGUCAAAGAAAAAGUUGUUAGUGCCUUAAAACAAAUGUACAAUUUUGAAAUCACAAAAUAACUACAAAUAGAUUUUAGUAUUAAAGAAUUCUUUUUGGUAGCUUGGAAAGAUAUUUCUGAAAAACCUAAGUAAAAUAGUGGGGAAAUAUUUCAGUAUUAAAGUUUUUCCAUGUGUAACUGGCCAAAAGUUCCCUGCAGGAAAUUAUUUUCAGGUUAUCUUUCACCUACCAUGCUUCUACGUUGCUUCCAUCUACAAGAAUUAUUGUGUACUUGGGGAUAAGCUAUUUUACUCAUGCAGCUAUUGACACAGGAUAGGACACUGGCCAUGAAAUCAGAAAAACCUGAGUUUAAAUCUUCCUUCAAACACAAAUAGCCCUGUGAUCCUGAGCAAGUGUUUGCCUUAGUUUCUUCACAUGAAAAAUGGGAAUUAAUAAUAAUUCACAAGAUUGUAAGUAUCAAAUAAGAUAGUAUUUGUAAAAAACAAUUAGCACAAUCCCUAUACAUAGUAGGCACUAAAUAAAUGCUUGUUCUCUUCUUUUCCUCUUCCCAUUUUAAUAUCCAGAAGAAAACGAAAGGGUCCUGAAGUUUUGCUGUGAUUCAUCUUGAAACUAGAGAGAAAUUACUUUUGGAUUGUUCAUGUUAUGGUUACCUUCCAUUUGUUAAAAUAAAGAGUUAAUGCUACUUUGCAAAAUUUAUUUAAAGUCACUUUAAAGUUAACUCAUUUUUUUCUUGGUGUAAGAUAAAGUUCCAUUGGUUAUCUUUUUUCACUCUUGACAAAGGAGAGAAUACCUUUGAUUUGAAUUCGAUAAUAUUAACUUAAGUUUAUAUCAAAAAUCUUUAUAAUUUAAAUGUAAAAGAUUCACAGACUUUAUCCUUACACUUUUUACUAGGAAGUACUUGUAUGAGAUACAACCACUUUUCUAAAGGUUUGAAGAAAUUUAGUAUAGACUAUUACUUCAGCUUUAUAUUCUGUAUUUGACCUCUAUUGUAGAGUGAUUACAACAGGUUUUGUGGGGAUUUGUGGGGUGUUUUUGUCUUGGUAAACUACUUCUGGAAAUGCUAGUUUCAAAAUAGUUCCAUUAUUUUUAUUUUACUUUUGUAGAUGUGGUUAAUUCAUUAUCAGAAAACAAUGAAUGAUUAGUUCAUCUUUAUAUAUUUAUUAUAUAAUUGCAUUUGUCAACUUAAGUUUUAAAAUGUAAUAGCUAUGUAUCUUUUACUCCUAGUUUUUAUCCUAAUUCAACACUGUACCCAGAAAUUUCUCAACAAAUAUGUGAGGGUAGAUGAAGUGUGAUUAGCUCAAUGCAUACCCAUCACCACUGUUAAUAGGUAUAUUUGGGAUCUUUUUUUUCUUUUUUAAUGACAAAACAGUACCACUCAUAAUUAUUUGACUAUUGCCUACCCUCUCUUUUCCCAGAGUUUUGCAUUGCUCUUUUCCUGGUUCUCUUUCCUUAAUGGCCUUCUCACUAAUUUUUUUGCAAAUUCUCCCUAAACAUACAAUCAGAAAAAUGAAACUUUCUCUUGAUUUCAUCCAUGCCCAGGACUUCAAAGGAUCUUCAGCAGCCUUUCCCCUCAGUUCCAGUUUCAUUUUUCUGAUAGUAUGUUUCUACUUUUUUAUAAUUGAAAAUCUGUUACCCUAAAAAAACUACAUUUCCUAGGAACCCACUGAUUUCCUGCUGUUUUAUACUCCCUGUAGACAGAGGAUAUUAGUGAGUGGGCAGUCCUCUUGGGGGCGUUUUACUUCUGAGUUUGGUUGUGUUAAGGCAGGCAUUUGAACUGGCUGAUCAGCCAUGGGCAUGUGAUCUUUAUUUUAUAUCCUCUUUAUUCCUUGAUUCUAAUGAUCAUUAAUAAAUCUCCUAAAAUUUCAAAUAUAUUAUUGAGAAUAAAUUUUAAUUUUUACACCUUAAAAUACUUGGUCCAACAUUGAAUUCAUUCCUCUUCCACAAACCUGUCACUUGCCUUGGCUUCUCAAUUUCUUUCAGUGUUGCCACCAACUUCCAUAUCAUCCAAAUUAACAACCCCAAAAGUAGCUCGUGAGAAUCCGAGUACAUUGUACAAUUAUUUUGCUCCUUUUUCAGUGUUAUGUUUUUCAUUUCCAAGAUCUCUUUCAAGGCAGCAAUUAACCACCAUUAGUCAAUUAAUUGACUUUUUAGGACAUUCCAGUUCUGAUAUUCACUUAACUGGUUAAUAUGUAUGCCAUUCCCAUUCAGUGUUUGCAACUGUGUUUCCAUCUGUGUAUAUCCUAAGCAGCACAAAAUAAACUAGCUCUCCAGUCAAGACUAUUAAUUCCUCAUUUUAUGUUGGAGCUAUACAAUGAGAUUUGAGUAAUUCCAAUAUGAUUGUAUCUGUUUUGAGUAGCAGUUCUUUACCUUCAUAAUCCUAUUCUCUAUAUUUUGAUAAUGUAUAUCUAUGUGCUACAUCCUAAAGAAACUUGUGAAAUUAAAGGUAUGUGAAUAGCUUAAAGCUUUUAAUAUUACUGGCAUUGACUUCAAGUUGUCAUAAUACUCACAUUUUGUAAAGGUUUCCAGUAACCUGUUUUGAAUCUUAUUUUCAGGUUGUGAAUGAUUGUAAAUGCAUAUGUUGUUAAUAAAAUAUUUUUUCAUA
Molecule: messenger RNA, 6629 nt
Organism: Monodelphis domestica (gray short-tailed opossum)
Lineage: Eukaryota; Metazoa; Chordata; Mammalia; Didelphimorphia; Didelphidae
Gene: ZC3H15
Product: zinc finger CCCH-type containing 15
Biological process (GO): cytoplasmic translation
Cellular component (GO): cytosol
Molecular function (GO): metal ion binding; mRNA binding
Source: RefSeq, a predicted model, not a curated record